Messenger RNA from Nothobranchius furzeri (turquoise killifish), 6488 nucleotides. RefSeq names its product thyrotropin-releasing hormone-degrading ectoenzyme. Gene Ontology annotation, cellular component: cytoplasm. The record is from RefSeq and is a predicted model, not a curated record. Gene Ontology annotation, molecular function: metalloaminopeptidase activity; peptide binding; zinc ion binding. NCBI's taxonomy places the organism in Eukaryota, Metazoa, Chordata, Actinopteri, Cyprinodontiformes, Nothobranchiidae. Gene Ontology annotation, biological process: peptide catabolic process; proteolysis.
CCCCCAUCACCUCCCCGCUGAUCCCACUAACGGACAGGUUUCAUUUUCCCGUUUAUAAAAACGGAUUUCCGCCUCCGUUAGCACCGCCGCCCCUCAGAUUGGCACCCGUUAAAUGGAAACGUUUCCCGGUUAUCCAUCAGUUUUAAUCCGGUGUUAAUCCGUCAGCCACAUGAGGCGGAGCGGUGAAACAAACCCACAUGUUGGCUGUAAAAGACCCACCGGUAGUCGCUCGGUACCGGGAUUAAACACCUCACAUCAAUCCCGUCAUCCAGAAUAAAGCCGGUAAACGUUACAGCUCUAACAGAUUACAGCUAAAAUAUAAUCUGGACUCAUCUGAAAUAAAAACCCACAGAAAGAAGAAGACUGAUGAUUCUGAGUCAAAGUUCUGACCCAACUGGACCGGCUAAUCUGGGGUUGUGGUUGGGUCUGUUUCACACCUGGCAUGCACUUGUCUCCCGAAGCUGACCCUGGUGACCCAGAUGUUGCAGCUGUGUAGUGACACUGAACCCCGGAGAGUCCCGGUGGGCUUUGCUGAUGCUUUACGACGGUUCUGGAGGAGCUUUAACUCAGAACAAAUUAACUUUACGAUGACCCGAGGACCGUAAGCAGCCGUGUUUGUUCAGGCCGGCUUUACGACCCGGAGAGUUGAGCGUUCCUGUCACCGCUCUAUUGUUUCAGUGCAAAAUCAGUGAGGAAAUCCAGCUCAGUUCAGCUGUUUUCUGUGCAUUUCCCACCUCUCUCUGCAGAGGUUUAGAGUUUAGCUUACCCAGUGGAUUUGCUGUGGAAGUCCAUGGAUGCCACGCUCACUGUAUAGCCACAUCCUCAACAAAAUACCUCCUCCUCCUCCCGCUCAGCGUCCUGCUUUUGAAAUCGAGCCACGCAGCAUCGAUUUCUCUCCUCGCUGCAAAACCAAAACGCAAACGACCAUCUCAUCCUCUCUGGUCUGUCAGUUCUGCUGCUGAAAUGUAAGGAGUGUUGAUUUCCCACCUCCAGUCAGAGCUGAAGGACGUUCAGAACGGUGCCGCAGCGAGGUCGGAGUUCCCAAACGGGCUGAUUCACUCAGAAUCACCCGAAGACUGGCUGGGACCAGUUCCCUGCAUACAUGAAUGUUUUUCCCAACUGCUUUCUGACUCUGAACUUUGAGAUCUUUCUGCUGCUCUCAUACUGACGUUUUACGCCAAAUGGGACUAAACGACAGCAGCCCCGGCACCAUGCGGAACGGCCGUGGCCUAUCGGACCAGUGGGCUGAGUCGGUGGUGGUCCGGCCUCGAACCACUGAGCGACACAUCACGGUGCACAAACGCCUGGUGCUUGGAUUUGCCUUAUCCAUCAUCACGCUCAUAAUCGUUACGGUAGUCGCUGUGGUUCUCAGCCUCCGCUUUGAGGACUGUGGUGGGCGAGAUCGCAAAGGAUCUACAGGCGAGGUGGGUUCCAGAGGCUCCGGAGGGUCGGGAAAACUGAACGGGAACAGAGGGGAGAGGACAGGGGAGAGAGGGGACGAGGAGACCGUCCAGCCGUGGAAGAACUCCAGGCUUCCAGGAUCGAUAAGACCGCGGCAUUACGACCUGAGACUUGCUGUCUACAUGGACAACUUCACGUUCUCAGGUGAAGUUAGCAUCGAACUGGAGUGCAUCAACGCCACCCGAUUCAUCGUGCUGCACACAGAUCGACUUGAGAUCGACCGGGUUUCUGUCACGGCUGAGAGCGGCGCCAGCGGCCGGCCUUCCAACAGGCCAGGAGGCGGAGUCAUGCGCAUCCACCGCCACUUCUCGUACCCCACCAAUCAGAUGUACGUGGUGGUGCUGCACCGAGAGCUGAAACCAAUGAGAGUUUACCGCCUGAACAUCAGCUUCGACGCCGCCAUCGAGGAUGAGCUGCUAGGCUUCUUCAGGAGCUCGUACACCCUGCAGAGAGAGAGAAGGUACCUGGCGGUGACCCAGUUCAGCCCGAUCCACGCCCGCAAGGCCUUCCCCUGCUUCGACGAGCCCGUCUACAAGGCAACGUUCUCCCUGACGCUCCGCCACGACCCACAAUACACCUCUCUGUCCAACAUGCCGGUGGAGAGCAGCGGGCCGGCGGACGAGGACGGCUGGGUGACCAACCGCUUCGGCCGGACGCCGCGCAUGUCCACCUACUACCUGGCCUGGGCCGUCUGCAACUUCACCUACAGGGAGGCGCAGACCGACGGCGGCGUGACGAUCCGCCUCUACGCCCGGCCGGAUGCCAUUUCGAGCGGCGCGGGAGACUACGCUCUCCACAUCACCAAGAGGCUCCUGGGAUUUUAUGAGGAUUACUUCAAAGUCCAGUAUUCACUGCCCAAACUCGACCUGCUGGCGGUGCCCAAGCAUCCGUACGCCGCCAUGGAGAACUGGGGGCUCAGCGUCUUUGUGGAGCAGAAGAUCUUGCUGGACUCUGAGGUGUCGUCGUCGUCCUACAAGAUGGAGCUCACCAUGGUGGUGGUCCACGAGAUCUGUCACCAGUGGUUUGGUGACCUGGUGACUCCCGUCUGGUGGGAAGAUGUGUGGCUGAAAGAAGGCUUUGCCCAUUUCUUCGAGUACGUCGGCACCGACUUCCUCUUCCCGAAGUGGAACAUGGAGAAGCAGCGCUUCCUCACUGAUGUCCUCCAUGAGGUGAUGCUGUUGGACGGUCUGAGCUCCUCCCACCCCAUCUCCCAGGAGGUGGAACAAGCCACCGACAUCGACAGAGUCUUUGACUGGAUCGCUUACAAGAAGGGGGCGGCACUGAUCCGGAUGCUGGCUAGUGUGAUGGGGCAGCCUGUGUUCCAGAGAGGAAUCAAUGAUUAUCUCCUGAGUCACAUGUACAGCAAUGCGGCCAGAGACGAUCUGUGGAGCAAACUUUCUCAGGCGAUGCGUUCAGAUGGGCGGGACAUUGACAUCGGUGACAUGAUGGACAGGUGGACUUUACAGAUGGGAUACCCUGUUGUCACCAUCAGCAAGAACCAAUCAGAGCAGCUGCCGACUCAUUACAUCACCGUCAGCCAGGAGCACUUCCUGUAUGGAGAGGAAGUCAGGAAAAACAUCAGUUUGCAGUGGCAGGUUCCAUUGACCGUCGCCGUGGGAAACGCAUCCUCCGUUUGCUUGGAGAGCCUCAUCUGGAUAAACAACAAGACAGAAACUCACGGGAUUGGUCAGAUGGAUGACAACACCUGGUUACUAGGCAACAUCAAUCAGACGGGCUACUUUCGUGUGAACUACGACCUUCACAACUGGAAGCUGCUCAUUCAGCAGCUGCACUCCCACCCUCAAAUCAUCUCAGUCGGGAACAGAGCAGGACUCAUCGAUGAUGCCUUCAACCUGGCUAGGGCUGGGUACCUCCCACAGGGCGUUCCCUUGCAGCUGAUUGGCUAUCUGCCGGAAGAGACAUCCUUUCUGCCGUGGCACGCUGCCAGCCGAGCCCUCUACCAGCUGGACAAACUGCUGGACCGCACAGACGACUACAGGCUGUUCAGUGAUUACGUGCUGAAGCAGGUCGCCUCUCGAUACCAUCAGAUGGGCUGGCCCACCAACGGCCCUGGAUCGGAGGGCUCCGUCCUGCCGACGUCCUACCAGACUGAAGAAUUACAGCGAGAGCUCAUCAUGUUAGCGUGUAGCUUCGGGAACAAGCAGUGCCACCGUCAGGCUGUUGCCUACAUCUCUGACUGGAUCUCCAGCAACAAGAACAGGAUUCCUCCCAACAUCCGGGACAUCGUCUACUGCACCGGGGUCAGUCUGAUGGACGAAGACGUGUGGGAGUUCAUCUGGAUGAAGUUUCACUCCACCAACGCCGUUUCAGAGAAGAAGAUCCUGCUGGAGGCGCUGACCUGCUCAGACAACACCUUCCUCCUCAACAGGUUACUGAACCUGUCCCUGACGUCGGACCUGGUCCCAGAGCAGGACGUGAUCGACGUGAUCAUCCACGUGGGCAGAAACCCUCAGGGUCGGAGCCUGGCCUGGAAAUACUUCAGAGAGAAGUGGGACAUCCUGAACGCGCGAUACGGAGAAGCUUUGUUCAUGAAUUCCAAACUCAUCAGUGGAGUCACAGAGUUCCUGAACACGGAGCGAGAGCUCAGCGAGUUAAAGGAGUUUACCGAGUCCGGCGGCAUCGGGGCAGGGCCCGCACUGCCGCGAGCGCUGGAGAUCGUUGAAGGCAACGUACGCUGGCACCGCCUCCACCGGCGACAGUUCUACCAGUGGCUACGAAAACCUCCGAGCUCCACCUUUGGCUAACGCGCUACGUACGCACCGGAGUGAAGCGACUGCACACUGACUGCCGCGCUAACGCUCUUCUAGCUAGCGGGUGCAGUCAGAACAAAGAACGUAGCAGGAAAACCUUCCCGUCUGAUUAUUCAGAUGGUUUCUAACCUGGUUUUGUUUUAAAAGAAACUAAAUGUUUUUGCUGCUGAUGGAUUUUUUAUUUCCUCAACAUGAGGCUGUCGUGGUCAAACUGUGCUUUUAAAACAAAGAUCGAUAAAGUUGUGAGCUAACAAGAAUUCAUUCUGUCAUUAAAGCUCAACGUUCUUGUAUUGCCAAAACAACCGACUGCUGUCAGGAUUAACACCCAGAAACAAACGUCAUCGCUGUAUUUGUAAUUUCUAAACAUUUAGUCUGAUGUACGUUUGAUUGUUCUCACCUCACAAACGAUCAAACUAAACCUAAGCCAUAUGGGAUUUUUUUUUAGGAUUGAUUACUUAUUUCUACCAAUGUUUCAGGCUGUUUUGAAAGUUUUGAAGAUGAACAAUUCUGUGCAUACUUGUUCCAUUUGCUUUGGGAAAAGGGGUCAAGUGUCUUUUAUCGAACAAUCCAGUAUUCUUUGGGUUGUAUAAUAAUUACUGUGUCUUGUAUGAGUCGCCUUCAGUGCAGUUGAAGUGCAGACAGAUGUUUGAAGUUCCUGCAUUUGUCUGGACAAAAGAGAGAUGUUGCAGACAGAUACGGUGUUAAAGCUCUCAACAUUUACCAGAACCAAUAAUGAAAAUACGUUUGACUUAAGAUGGCUUUAGUACCGUUCAUUUUCAGAUCCUGCACAAAUUAUUAUGUUUCAUUGGCAAAAACAAAUAAAAGUACUUUAGGUUUUUUGCAUUUCCAGGAGAACAGUUUCAAUCCUGACCAAUCCUCCAUCUCAUAUAGAAACAUUUCAGUCCAAUAAAUUAGAAUUUUUGGGGAACCCAUAAAGUGGGCGGAGUCUGAUCAGGCUACUCCUAGAUUUAGAAAAAUGUCCAUAAUGAAUAAACUAUAAAAUCCUCACGAUGCAACUAAACCUUUGAAACAAACUCAAUGUUUCAAACUUUCCUUCGAUUAUUUUUUCUGUAUUUAUUUUGGCUUUAAAUCAGAAGCAAAUGAAACCAUGUGAGACGUGGAGGCAGUUCCUCCAGUAAUCAGCCACAUGUUGAUCAUUGAACAGUUUAGUAAUUAACACCGUGUGGAUUCUGUUCACAGCACUCAGAAAUCUCAUUAACUCGUCACAACAAUCAAACGGCCUCAGCUUGAAUUUAGAGAGCCACUUCGUUUUGUCGUGAUCAAAAACUCCAGCAGUCCUGAAAAUAUCCAGCUUGUGUUGCUUGAUCAGCGUCCCUCAUAUAAAAGUCGAUUGUAACACGGAUGUUUUGCUCUAAUUCACCCAAAGCGCCACAUGUGGAAAACUAAUUGUUCUUUGAAGAGUGACGAUGUUCUGGUUUGUCUUGUUUUAAUGAGCGGAGCUGGAAAGGCUGUGAAGGGGAACAAAUAAAUGAUCAAAUGUAAAAAAACAAAACAGACUCAAACUCUAGUUUAUUCUGACAGGUUUUAGCUUGAUCCAGGAUUGACCGUGCAAAAAAAUUUACAUUUUCUGCCAGACUCAGUCUGCCAAACUCUCAAGUGACCAAAGGAAGAGAACCAUUCAGAAGCUUAAACGUAAUUAUCUCACUUAACAGAAAAAGCCCAAAUGCAUCAGAUUUAGAAGAGCCUUUAAAACAAAGAGAGCUCACUUUUAUUUUAGCUCAUUAAAGUAGAAAUUGCAGAACAGAUCAAAGGUCAUACUUUGUAUUUCUGUUCAUGUUUCAUAUUAAAAAUCUGCUGAAGGGAUCAGUCAGAGACCGGUAUGUUUGUUAUCCAGGGCUUCUCACUCUGACUCCUGCAGUUUUACCAUCACAUCAUUAAAAUGUAGAAACUUGACUUGGUGGAGAAACACAAAAAUGAGGACAGUUUUAUAUUUGUCAGCCAUUUUCUGAGAAACCUUUCAAUCAAAUAACUUAAAAGCAUCCAUAGUGCUCAUGUUCUUCUUGUGACUGCUGGUGUUUGGAGGAAUGGACAUAUCCAAAUUAUCCAGCAGUAAACUUCCUCCUUCUACAGGAAGCUCCUGAAACCCAUCAGGAAGGAAAUGACUUGGUUUUCUCUCAUCCGGGGUGGAUUUCUGCUGGUCUUUAUAUCAUCAGUCAGUUAUUUUCCAUGUACAGAACCUGUUUGUCUGCAGAUAAACCGACAGAAUAAAGUAAAGAUGUUUUCAUCACAGACCAA